Hyposmocoma kahamanoa is the source of this 2130-nucleotide messenger RNA. It is a transcript of the gene Snx17, whose product is annotated as sorting nexin-17. Gene Ontology annotation, cellular component: early endosome. Gene Ontology annotation, biological process: intracellular protein transport. The record is from RefSeq and is a predicted model, not a curated record. NCBI's taxonomy places the organism in Eukaryota, Metazoa, Arthropoda, Insecta, Lepidoptera, Cosmopterigidae. The transcript is spliced from 8 exons. Gene Ontology annotation, molecular function: phosphatidylinositol binding.
AUGCAUUUCUCCAUACCGGAUCUUCAGCAAUUUCACGAUGACAAUGGGAUCUCUUAUACGGCGUAUAAUAUCUACAUAAAUGGAUUUUUCCAUUGCACGGCACGAUAUAAGCAGCUGCUGAGUUUACAUGAACAGCUACAGGCUCAGAAUCCGUAUUUUAAGUUGCCGAGCUUUCCUCCUAAGAAGUUGUUUUUAACAAAUUCACAGCUGGAGGAGAGGCGGGUUCUAUUAGAAAAAUACAUGCAAUUGGGUGAGAAAAUUAUUUGAUAAUUACUUCUACAUAAUUAUAGUAUUGAACACCUUGUCCCAAAUAUAUGUAUGGUUUUAUCUGUUUGUUAUUUGUGUUUUCAAGAAACUCAUGGUGUUCGUAUGCAUGAAGUUGAAAUUGAGAUCUCACUCAUGAAUGGCUACAGAAUACCACUAUCAGUGUCCUCAAUUGACUCUUCGAACACAAUUCUGGACAUUGCCUGUAAUUACAUUAACCUGCCUAAAGAAUUGGUCAAGUACUUUUCACUAUAUCUUUUCAAUUGGAGCUGUGCCAAAGAUGGGCAACCUUCACUGAAAAUGCUAGAAGAAUAUGAGUCUCCAUACAUAUCACAGAAAUAUGUGAGGCCAGAAGACAAAAUUGUUUUAAGGAAAAGUUACUGGGACCCCUGCUAUGAUGUGGAUCUGAUGUUAGACAGGGUUUCCCUAGACCUAUUGUAUCUGCAAAUUAUAGAAGAGCUUGAUUUAGGCUGGAUGAGCGCUGACUCGCAGACUAGGGAUAUUUUAUCAUCCUUUGAGGGAAAGAAGCAGAAGCGAGAGUACAUAGAGUUGGCGAGGACUUUACGGUAUUACGGCCAAAUACCAGCAGGGGAAGCCGUGACCGAUGCAUGCAAUGUAGCAGGCAGCAUCGCUGGUACUACAUGUCGGGUGCGAGUAUCUCUAGCGGCGAAGGAACUAACAUUGGCGACUCUCACGCAGCCUACCCGCGAACAGCGGUACAAGGUCACGCGAAUGCGGUGCUGGCGGAUUACGACAUUGCAUUCUGAUCGACUGCUUACAAAUGGACAUGGUCCUUUGCUAGAAGACGCUAACAAGAACUUCGAACUUUCGUUUGAGUAUCUGAUUAGCAAAGACAAUCUGAAAUGGAUAACCUUGAGGACAGAACAUGCAACGUUUAUAAGUGUCUGCUUGCAGUCGAUAGUAGAUGAGCUGAUGCGUCAGAAGAAUGGCACAGGCCCAUCGUCUCCGCGCAGCGCUAAACGUGGCAGCCUGACGUACUUGCGCCGCGACGGCUCAGCGCAGCUGAUAACACCUUCCUCUUCCAGCGAUACUCUUAGCUCCACGAAUGGAGACUCCUACAACUCCGGAAGCUCAAGGGAAAUAUUUUCAGUCCAAAAACUCACCGAAAAAUUUGCAUCUGUGGCCUUUAAAUCAGGACGAGAUUGCGUUGAGAACAACGCCUUUGAAGCCAUCGGGGACGAGGAGCUGUAAGCGCCAAAUUAGUAUCUACUUGGUAGUAAGGUAUAAUGGACACCAUAUUCAGACAACAGCACUCAAAUACAAAUAUUUUAUGUGGAAUUACAUAUGUCAUGUGGCUCCAAUAUCGCAUUCUAUCAAUAUUAUACAGGUGUUAACUUAAUUACGUUAUACUAAAUGUGCGACUCGACCAAAAUAUAUGCGGAACAGUUGAUUUAAAUUGUUUUCGCUUUUUUUAAGGGUCCCCAUAGUAACAAUUGUUCGUAAUAAUAGGUGAAGUCACUCCCUUUGUACUUAACACAAUUAAGUUAACACAUAUGCGAGACGUUUGCUACGCUACCGAAAAUGAUCGAGAUGAGUCGUGGUGUAAUUUGAUAUACAUAUGUAUAGACAUAUUAUGUGCAGACACAAAGUCACGGUGAAAGGCUAAUAUUUUGAUUUUUUUAGAAUGGUGCUUUUGAUCACUAUCUAGACUAUAGUCAAGAUGAGGUCGAUGAUAUUAAGCGUGAUAUACGGUAUUAUUUUUUAAAGUGCUUAAUUUCGGAGUUAUUCGAAAACCGGCGAAUAUAAUACCUACUUUAUGCUAUCGCUGCAUAAUGAGGGUUCUUUAGAGUUGAGUACCGUUGGCCUAAGUAAUAGGUACGAGAUUGUAAGACCUAAUUAUAUAAU